CGUGUGUUUUAUUUUAAAUUUUACUUACCUUUAAAGGGUAUUUUAAUGUGUAUUCGUUCAUUAUGUGGAAACAGUUUUCUAAAUUAUUAUAUAGGACGAAAUCAAAUUACGUAAUAAUCAAUCAAAUUAACAAAUCUUUUCAAUUUUGCACUUGUCUUAGAAUAUUCAAAUCAGAUGUUCAUAAAAUAAGAGUGGUUUCGUGUUUACAUUUUAAGAGAAAUAUAAGUAGCAGUUUGAUAUUAUAUGAAGAUGAAGAUGCCGAUUUAUAUAAGUAUCUUAUCGACGAUUCUAUCGACGUUACGAAAGAUGAGCAAGAUGAAUUUGAAUUAGACAGGGUAUUUAUUCUUCCAAGAAUAAGACCAUUGUUUGGUCAUAAAGUAUUCGUUAUUCAGCCUAGAAUCAAAUGGGGACCGAAGAAAAAAUGGAAUACUACGUCUGAACUACAAUUAGCUGAAGCUGUAACUUUAGCUGAAACUAUUCCAGAUUGGAUAGUUGUAGAAAAGAUUAUUCUAAAUUGUAUAAAUUUAGACAAAAAAUUUUUAUUUGGUUCUGGAAAUCUGAAAAAAUUAAAAGAAAUUACCUACAGAAAUCCAACAGUUUCUGCUAUAUUUAUCAGUACUUAUAUGUUAACUGUAUUACAACGUAAAUCACUAGAAAAAGAAUUUCAACUCCCUAUCUAUGACAGAUACACGGUUGUUCUUCAUAUUUUUCAAGAUCAUGCUCGUACGAAACAAGCUAAAUUACAAAUUGCUCUAGCAGAAAUUCCAUACUUGAGUCUUACAACUAUGGUGAAAUACAUAAGUAAAACAUCUCUUAUAAAAGCAUUAACAGGUGAUGUUAAAUUAGAACCGAAAGAUCAGCUUUUUGCUACAUUAGAUGUUACUACCCAUGCUGGGAGAUUAUUUUCACUGCAAAAAAUACUUUAUGUUGAUACAAUUGGUUUUAUCUCUGAUAUACCAACUACAUUAAUUGAAUCAUUUGCUGCAACAUUAGAGGAUAUGGUUCUUUCUGAUGUAAUCGUUCACGUUCGUGAUAUUAGUCAUCCCGAUCAAAUUGCUCAGAAAGAUAAUGUUCUAAAUACAUUAGAAAAUUUGAAUUUACCUUCUUCCUUAUUAGAUUCUAUAAUUGAAGUAGGAAAUAAAGUUGAUUUAUUAAAAAGCAAUGUUUCCAAAGUUCAUUCGGAAGCAUUGCUGAACGAUGUUUUGUUAGAUCAAGAACCUUUUGAAAGUUCAUCUAGAAGUCACAAAGCAAGUAGUUGUUAUUCCAAAUCUUCUGAUUCUCCUGUGCAAGAAAAGAAAAAAAGUGAGGAACCUGAAUUGAGAGAAACUUUAUUUGAACAUUAUAAAAACAGAAAUAAGAAAAAGGGAGGUAAAACAUCUCUUAUAAAAGCAUUAACAGGUGAUGUUAAAUUAGAACCGAAAGAUCAGCUUUUUGCUACAUUAGAUGUUACUACCCAUGCUGGGAGAUUAUUUUCACUGCAAAAAAUACUUUAUGUUGAUACAAUUGGUUUUAUCUCUGAUAUACCAACUACAUUAAUUGAAUCAUUUGCUGCAACAUUAGAGGAUAUGGUUCUUUCUGAUGUAAUCGUUCACGUUCGUGAUAUUAGUCAUCCCGAUCAAAUUGCUCAGAAAGAUAAUGUUCUAAAUACAUUAGAAAAUUUGAAUUUACCUUCUUCCUUAUUAGAUUCUAUAAUUGAAGUAGGAAAUAAAGUUGAUUUAUUAAAAAGCAGUGAAAGGGAAAAAGACUUAUUAUAUAUAUCAGCAACUAGAUUUGAUGGUCUGGAUAUUCUGAAAAAAAUGAUUGAAGAUAAACUGAUGGAAAAUACAGGAAGACUUGUGAAAGUUUUCAGAGUACCUUCUGGAGGAAUGGAAAUGAGCAAUGUUUCCAAAGUUCGUUCGGAAGCAUUGCUGAACGAUGUUUUGUUAGAUCAAGAACCUUUUGAAAGUUCAUCUAGAAGUCACAAAGCAAGUAGUUGUUAUUCCAAAUCUUCUGAUUCUCCUGUGCAAGAAAAGAAAAAAAGUGAGGAACCUGAAUUGAGAGAAACUUUAUUUGAACAUUAUAAAAACAGAAAUAAGAAAAAGGGAGGUAAAACAUCUCUUAUAAAAGCAUUAACAGGUGAUGUUAAAUUAGAACCGAAAGAUCAGCUUUUUGCUACAUUAGAUGUUACUACCCAUGCUGGGAGAUUAUUUUCACUGCAAAAAAUACUUUAUGUUGAUACAAUUGGUUUUAUCUCUGAUAUACCAACUACAUUAAUUGAAUCAUUUGCUGCAACAUUAGAGGAUAUGGUUCUUUCUGAUGUAAUCGUUCACGUUCGUGAUAUUAGUCAUCCCGAUCAAAUUGCUCAGAAAGAUAAUGUUCUAAAUACAUUAGAAAAUUUGAAUUUACCUUCUUCCUUAUUAGAUUCUAUAAUUGAAGUAGGAAAUAAAGUUGAUUUAUUAAAAAGCAGUGAAAGGGAAAAAGACUUAUUAUAUAUAUCAGCAACUAGAUUUGAUGGUCUGGAUAUUCUGAAAAAAAUGAUUGAAGAUAAACUGAUGGAAAAUACAGGAAGACUUGUGAAAGUUUUCAGAGUACCUUCUGGAGGAAUGGAAAUGAGGUGGCUUUAUAAAGAAGCUAAUGUUAAAGCAACAAUAGCAGAUACUACAGAUCCAAACUUUUUAUUAAUGGAAGUAGUGAUAUCACAAGCAGUACUGUCGAAAUACAUUCAUAAUUUCGGCAAUAGUGCAAUAAAUCAAUAA
Centruroides sculpturatus (bark scorpion) is the source of this 2735-nucleotide messenger RNA. RefSeq lists its product as uncharacterized. Gene Ontology annotation, molecular function: GTP binding; ribosome binding. The record is from RefSeq and is a predicted model, not a curated record. The transcript is spliced from 17 exons. The coding region runs from base 63 to 2735 and encodes 890 amino acids. Gene Ontology annotation, cellular component: cytoplasm. Lineage: Eukaryota; Metazoa; Arthropoda; Arachnida; Scorpiones; Buthidae.